Molecule: messenger RNA, 4922 nt
Organism: Oncorhynchus gorbuscha (pink salmon)
Lineage: Eukaryota; Metazoa; Chordata; Actinopteri; Salmoniformes; Salmonidae
Product: nck-associated protein 1-like
Exons: 32
Coding region: 755-4159 (1134 amino acids)
Biological process (GO): cortical actin cytoskeleton organization; neuron projection morphogenesis; cell projection assembly
Cellular component (GO): SCAR complex
Source: RefSeq, a predicted model, not a curated record
AACGCUCGAUAGAAUAAUUGUCGCAUCCAUUUUAUAAAUGUCGACAACAACAAAAUGUCACUGGACAAUUUAAUGGAAACAACUAAUGAUGAUGCCUUACAGAGCAGUAGAAAUGGCUUGAUAAUGCCAACAUGAAGAUCCAAACUGGUAUCUUGAACAAAUCCACAGCCUGACAUCCCUGGGUCCUCAUUUUCGUGCACGUUGGAGUCGUCCAUUGUUUCUAUGUGCCGUCGCCCGAGCACAGUUGUCACAACCGUGCUUUGCUUUUUCAGUUUUGUUUUCGAAAAUCCUUGAAUUUCCUGUGCAAGUGAAUGCAUUGCAUCUGUCAAAUGGGUCUUUGCAAGCACAAAUACUGAGAGCCGCUAAUCUAGCUAGCAGCACAUACCAGAAAAAAAACGUUUUCGUAACAGCGUAUUGUAAUCCAAUGAAGUGCUCGCGUUUUAUUGCAAACUAACGUAUUUCCGAACGCAAGCUACCCUGUCACAAUGACACAAAUGGGAAAUAUGAACGGGAUUGUGUCACGUGAACAGAGUUGUGUUGCAGGGAGCAGCCUCGUUCUGAGCGGGGGCAACACCUAGGUAGCGAGAAAGGAAAAACAGGGAGACCGUGGGGUGGGUUUGUUAGUCUUGAUGUUUUCCUUAAAUGGACGAAUUGUAACACGAUUUUUAUUAUAGCAAGUAUUUAUUCUAUACCAACACUGUACUGCGAAGAUACAGGACACAUUUUGGUUUGAGAAACACCUUGAACAAGUAAAAUGUCACGGGGGGCAUUGCAGCCGAGCCAGCAAAAGCUGGCAGAGAAAUUUACCAUCCUUAACGACAGGGGAGUCGGGAUGCUCACCCGGAUCUAUAACAUCAAAAAGCAAGGACAAGUUUGGAAGGCAUGCAGCGACCCCAAAGCAAAGCCGUCAUACCUGGUGGACAAAAACUUGGAGUCGGUGGUUAAGUUUAUCGUACGAAAAUUCCCUGCAAUAGAGACGCGAAACAAUAAUCAACAGCUUACACAGCUUCAAAAAGAAAAGUCUGAAAUACUAAAGAAUCUAUCUCUAUAUUACUUCACAUUUGUGGAUGUCAUGGAAUUCAAGGACAAUGUUUCUGAAUUGCUGAACACUAUUGACGCUUGCCAGGUUUUCUUUGAUGUUACGGUUAACUUUGAUCUCACCAAGAACUACCUUGACUUAGUUGUCACCUACACUACACUAAUGAUGCUACUGUCCCGUAUUGAAGAGCGGAAAGCAAUCAUUGGACUCUACAACUACGCCCAUGAAAUGACACACGGGGCCAGUGACAGGGAAUACCCAAGGCUGGGCCAAAUGAUCGUGGACUAUGAGAAUCCUCUGAAAAAGAUGAUGGAAGAGUUUGUCCCUCAUGGGAAGUCUUUGUCAGACGCACUCAUCUCGCUGCAGAUGGUCUACCCCAGGAGGAACCUGUCCGCUGACCAGUGGAGGAACGCCCAGCUUCUGAGCCUGAUUAGUGCCCCCAGUACCAUGCUCAACCCGGCCCAGUCAGACACAAUGCCAUGUGAAUACCUCUCCUUAGACUGUAUGGAGAAAUGGAUUGUGUUCGGGUUUGUCCUGUGCCACGCGGUGCUGAAUACUGACCCAGCAGCGCUGAGCCUGUGGAAGCUGGCCCUCCAGAGCAGCACCUGCCUCUGUCUCUUCAGGGAUGAGGUCUUUCACAUCCACAAAGCCUGUGAGGACCUGUUCGUCAACAUCCGUGGCUACAAUAAACGUCUAAAUGACAUCAAAGAAUGCAAAGAACAAGCACUAUCGCAAGCUGGGUCCAUGCAUAGAGAAAGGCGCAAGUUUCUUAGGUCUGCCCUGAAAGAGUUGGCCACAGUUCUGUCUGACCAGCCUGGACUGCUGGGCCCAAAGGCUCUGUUUGUGUUCAUGGCACUCUCUUUUGCCCGGGAUGAGAUCAUCUGGCUCCUCCGCCAUGCAGACAACAUACAGAAAAAAAGCACAGAUGACUUCAUUGACAAGCAUGUUGCAGAGCUCAUCUUCUACAUGGAGGAGCUCCGGGCACACAUCAGGAAGUACGGUCCCGUAAUGCAACGGUACUAUGUGCAGUACUUGUCUGGCUUUGACGCUGUGAUUCUCAAUGAGCUUGUGCAGAACCUCUCCGUCUGCCCUGAGGAUGAGUCCAUCAUCAUGUCCUCCUUUGUGAACACCAUGACCUCCCUCAGCGUGAAGCAAGUGGAGGACGGAGACAUGUUUGAUUUCCGGGGCAUGAGGCUUGACUGGUUCCGUCUGCAGGCCUACACUAGUGUGUCAAAAGCCUCUCUGGGCAUCGCUGACCACCGUGAACUGGGCAAGAUGAUGAACACCAUCAUAUUCCACACCAAGAUGGUGGACUCCCUGGUGGAGAUGUUAGUGGAAACCUCAGACAUCUCCAUCUUCUGCUUCUACAGCCGAGCCUUUGAGAAGAUGUUUCAGCAGUGUUUGGAACUGCCCUCACAGUCGCGCCACUCCAUCUCAUUCCCCCUGCUGUGCACACACUUCAUGAGCUGCACCCAUGAGCUCUGUCCCGAAGAGCGGCAUCACAUUGGCGAUCGCAGUCUGUCGCUCUGCAACAUGUUCCUGGACGAGAUGGCCAAGCAGGCGCGCAACCUCAUCACCGACAUCUGCACAGAGCAGUGCACGCUCAGUGACCAGCUGCUUCCUAAACACUGUGCGAAAACCAUCAGUCAGGCAGUGAACAAGAAGUCCAAAAAGCUGACUGGGAAGAAAGGCGAGCCGGAGCGAGAGAAGCCGGGUGUUGAGAGCAUGAGGAAGAACAGGCUCCUGGUCACCAACCUGGACAAGCUGCACACGGCGCUGUCAGAGCUGUGCUUCUCCAUUAACUACGUGCCCAACAUGGUGGUGUGGGAACACACCUUUACCCCCCGCGAAUACCUCACCUCCCACCUGGAGAUCCGCUUCACCAAGUCCAUCGUGGGGAUGACCAUGUACAACCAGGCUACGCAAGAGAUCGCCAAGCCCUCCGAGCUGCUCACCAGCGUGCGUUCCUACAUGACGGUGCUGCAGUCCAUCGAGAACUAUGUGCAGAUUGACAUCACGCGGGUGUUCAACAACGUGCUGCUGCAGCAGACUCAGCACCUGGACAGCCAUGGGGAGCCCACCAUCACCAGCCUCUACACCAACUGGUACCUGGAGACCUUGCUCCGGCAGGUAAGUAACGGCCACAUUGCCUACUUCCCUGCCAUGAAGGCUUUUGUCAACCUGCCUACGGAGAACGAGCUCACCUUUAAUGCUGAGGAGUACUCCGAUAUAUCCGAGAUGAGGUCACUCUCAGAGCUGCUGGGACCCUAUGGCAUGAAGUUCCUCAGCGAGAGCCUCAUGUGGCACAUAUCCUCCCAGGUGGCAGAACUCAAGAAACUGGUGGUGGACAAUGUGGAAGUUCUGAACCAGAUGAGGACCAGCUUUGAUAAGCCAGAGCAGAUGGCUGCCCUCUUUAAAAAGCUCUCAUCUGUUGACAGCGUCCUGAAAAGGAUGACUAUUAUUGGAGUCAUCUUGUCAUUCCGAUCACUGGCCCAGGAAGCACUCCGCGACGUGCUGUCCUUCCACAUUCCUUUCCUGGUGAGCUCCGUCGAGGAUUUCAAGGACCACAUUCCCAGAGAGACUGACAUGAAGGUGGCCAUGAAUGUGUAUGAGCUGUCGUCUGCAGCAGGCCUGCCCUGUGAGAUAGACCCAGCCUUAGUGGUGGCCCUUUCUUCACAGAAAUCAGAAAACAUAAGCCCAGAGGAGGAGUAUAAGAUCGCCUGUCUGCUCAUGGUCUUCGUUGCCGUUUCCAUGCCAACUCUGGCCAGCAACGUCAUGUCUCAAUAUAGCCCUGCAAUCGAAGGACACUGCAACAAUAUUCACUGUCUGGCGAAAGCUGUCAACCAGAUAGCUGCUGCCUUGUUCACCAUUCACAAGGGAAGCAUUGAAGAUCGUCUCAAAGAAUUUCUGGCUCUGGCAUCUUCCAGCUUGCUGAAGAUUGGCCAGGAGACGGACAAAAUGACGACACGAAACAGGGAGUCUGUGUACCUGCUGCUGGACAUGAUUGUACAAGAGUCUCCAUUCCUCACCAUGGACCUCCUGGAGUCAUGCUUCCCCUACGUGCUACUGAGAAACGCUUACCAUGCCGUCUACAAGCAGAGCAUCAACUCAUCUGCAUAAGUCUCCUCUUCAGAACAUAAGUCCCUCACAUGGGACAUCAAGUGGACCACAGGAGCCUUGCUAACAUAAACUGCCGUGUGCGCUCAUUUCACUUAGUCUUAAAACUACACUAUGAAAUUGUGUGAUACAUGUUUUUCUCCUAGUGAAAUUGCAUUAAUGACCUGUCGUUUCCUAAAAGAGUCAUACAGUAGUAACCUAUGAGUUUUGCUUGAUUAAAAAAAAAAAAAAAAAAUUUACACUACUAAAUUCAUUUUUUUAAUGAAAAGCAUCAGUUUUUUAACAUGAGAAAAAUGUGUAAUGGAAAAAUAACAAUCUCUGAUGUUUGGGGGCUGAAUUUUAAAUAUCUUUAUUAUUAAUAAUGCAAACAUGUUGCCUGUUUAUUGACCGAAGCUUUAAUGAUUUUAUUUAGGUGGUUCUAGAUUUUUAUGGGUUAUUCUGUGUUUUUUUUUUACAGUUUGGUUUUUAUAUUUGCCAAAUUAUUGACACAAAUGCGUCUGAUUUGGUUUGAUACUCAACAUUGUUGCCAGUAGCUAUAUAAUAAGAUGAACAGAUGGUGUUUGUACAAAGCAUAGUAUAAUUUUUUUACUAACUCAUGAUGCCUCAGUGUCAUUAACUCACCAUUGUACCUGCCCAUAUGGUAUAACAUUUCUUGCAUAUUUAUGGAAUGUUUAUAAAUUGUUCUACCUUAACCACUUUGUUUUACAUUUUUGAAAAUUACACUAACUUCCAUAACAUAAAUAAACAAUAGGUUAUAUCAAACUGC